This is a messenger RNA of Protopolystoma xenopodis, 243 nucleotides long. The record is from the annotation of a GenBank genome assembly. Lineage: Eukaryota; Metazoa; Platyhelminthes; Monogenea; Polystomatidea; Polystomatidae.
AUGUCGUCCAGUUGCCUCCCUUUCUCACUCGCUUUCUCCUCUCCACCUUCCACAGGCAUCGCGAAUGCGGUCUUUUUCGCGGUUCCCCGCGACGCCUACCUCCUGGACAAAGUGAUCGCCGCCGAACUGGGCAGUCUGAGCAAGCUUGCCGAAAAGAAGAUGCUACUGCGCAGGAUAUGCUGGCAGCAUCGGUUGUGCCUGGAGAAACGCAAACCGGCCUUCACGGACUUUAUUUUCCAUCAG